Molecule: messenger RNA, 1660 nt
Organism: Drosophila serrata
Lineage: Eukaryota; Metazoa; Arthropoda; Insecta; Diptera; Drosophilidae
Gene: GatA
Product: glutamyl-tRNA(Gln) amidotransferase subunit A, mitochondrial
Biological process (GO): glutaminyl-tRNAGln biosynthesis via transamidation; mitochondrial translation
Cellular component (GO): mitochondrion; glutamyl-tRNA(Gln) amidotransferase complex
Molecular function (GO): glutaminyl-tRNA synthase (glutamine-hydrolyzing) activity
Source: RefSeq, a predicted model, not a curated record
GCUUGAAUACUUUGUUAUGAUUUCUUCCGGGCAUAGGCUCCUAAAGAAUCGGGUAAUUUAACUUUUAGCCCGCAGUUCCAACUCAUAAAAAUGCGGAGACACUUGCAGUGGAGCAUUAAGCAGCUAACGGCCGGUUACGCGGAUGGGCAGUUGUCUCCCCGCCGGGUGUCGGAACAAGCUUUAGAGGAUGCGUUGAAGCUGAAGACACUAAACGCCUUUAUAAGACUUACUCCUGAACAGGCGCUCCAGCAGGCGCAGGAAUCAGAGGAGCGCUAUCAGAAGAAAAAGGCGUAUGGUUCCCUAGACGGAGUAACCAUUGCUGUCAAGGAUAAUUUCUGCACCCAGGAUGUGCAUACUAGCUGUGCCUCACGGAUGCUCCAGGACUUUGUGCCUCCAUAUGAUGCCACUGUCUGCUCCCGACUGAAGCAAUCCGGCGCAGUACUUUUGGGAAAGACCAAUAUGGAUCAGUUCGCCAUGGGCGCCGGCACCGUGGACUCGCUGUACGGUCCCACAAAGAACAUCUGGAGCGAGGACCUUAAACAGGACAACUGGCGCAUUGCUGGUGGCAGCUCUGGAGGAUCUGCAUCCGCAGUAGCCGCUGGUCUGUGUUAUGCGGCAAUUGGCUCCGAUACGGGGGGAUCCACACGAAAUCCGGCCUCCUAUUGUGGAGUGGUAGGCUUAAAGCCAACAUACGGCUUGGUUUCCCGCCACGGGCUCAUCCCGCUAGUCAAUUCAAUGGAUGUUCCUGGAAUUUUCGCUCGCUCCGUCAGGGACUGUCUGGAGGUCUUAAACGCCGUGGCUGGGCCGGAUCGACUGGACUCUACUACCAUCAGGAAACCAUACACAAGGCUGAUACUACCAGAAGUCGAGAAAAUUAACCUAAGCACAGUGAGAAUCGGAAUACCAAGAGAAUAUCACUGUCAGGGCCUCUCCUCUGAAGUUCUGGAGACGUGGUCCAAGGUGGCCGAUCUCCUGGAGUGCGCCGGCGCCUCCGUGCGCCAGGUGUCGCUCCCCAACACGGCGGCCAGUAUUUUCGUGUACUCCAUCCUUAAUCAGUGCGAGGUGGCCAGCAACAUGGCCCGCUAUGACGGUAUUGAGUACGGUCACCGAGCAUCGAAUGAACGCAGCACGGAGCAGUUGUACGCCCUGUCCCGGGCCGAGGGCUUCAACGAGGUAGUAAAGACGCGAAUCCUUACGGGAAACUUUCUGUUGCUGCGUAGGAACUAUGACCACUACUUCGAGAAAGCACUGCGGGUACGCCGUUUGAUCGCAGAAGAUUUUUCCAAAGUGUUCGAGCCAUCUCCCGCCGAGGAUCGCGUGGACAUCCUCCUCACACCGACAACUCUGACCGAGGCUCCGCGCUACAAGGACUUUGCCUCCCUGACCAACAGGGAUCAGUGCGCGGUGCAAGACUUUUGCACGCAGCCGGCCAACAUGGCAGGCAUUCCCGCCAUAUCUAUACCCAUUCGACUCUCCCGAACAGGCUUGCCCCUGAGCUUGCAGCUAAUGAGCAACAGCCUCAACGAGCAGCUACUGCUCACAGUGGCAAGUUGGAUUGAGGCCCAGGUCGGAUUUGACAGCCUAGCGCACAAGCAAGAAUGCAAGUCCAGUGCAUAAAACGAACUGCUCCCUCUAUUAUAAAUACUGUUAAACGUUUAAA